CUUUUAUAAUAAGAGCUGCAGGUCUACAGUGUUAUGACAGUUAAUAUUAUGCAAAUUCAUUGAACGAUAAUAAAGAGAAGUGUAACCAUUGAUGGGAUUAAAAAAUGUCACAACAAACUGCUCUUGUACAAACUACCAGUGCUGGAUCUGACAUGACACCUGUACUUGGUAGUAUACAAUCAAUUGGACCUAAUACUCAGACAACAACUACUGUACCUAAUAUCCAAACUGGCAACACGGUAGUACAAAUUUUGCAACCUCAGACACAAUCUCAACAAACUCAAUUUGUAACACAACCACCAAAACAACAGGUAGUGCAACAACCAUCUACACAACAGCAGCAGCAGCAACAACAGCAGCAACAACAAGGUUCCUUUAAUGACUUUCCACAGUUCUUAACGAAAACAAGAUUACAAGAUCUUGUAAAGGAGGUAGAUCCAACAGAACAAUUGGAUGAAGAAGUUGAAGAAAUGCUCUUGCAGUUGGCAGAUGAUUUUGUGGAAACAACAGUAAAUGCAGCAUGUUUAUUGGCUAAGCACAGACAUGCCAAUACUGUAGAAGUAAAAGAUGUUCAAUUACAUUUAGAAAGAAAUUGGAACAUGUGGAUCCCUGGUUUUGGUACAGACGAAGUGCGCCCAUAUAAAAGAGCAACAGUUACAGAGGCACACAAACAGAGAUUGGCACUCAUACGAAAAUCGAUCAAGAAAUAUUAG
This is a messenger RNA of Dufourea novaeangliae, 713 nucleotides long. RefSeq names its product transcription initiation factor TFIID subunit 12 (gene Taf12). The record is from RefSeq and is a predicted model, not a curated record. Gene Ontology annotation, molecular function: TBP-class protein binding; DNA binding; protein heterodimerization activity. The coding region runs from base 105 to 713 and encodes 202 amino acids. Gene Ontology annotation, cellular component: transcription factor TFIID complex; SAGA complex; SLIK (SAGA-like) complex. Gene Ontology annotation, biological process: DNA-templated transcription initiation; RNA polymerase II preinitiation complex assembly. NCBI's taxonomy places the organism in Eukaryota, Metazoa, Arthropoda, Insecta, Hymenoptera, Halictidae. The transcript is spliced from 4 exons.